Annulohypoxylon maeteangense is the source of this 2094-nucleotide messenger RNA. Its product is annotated as DUF300-domain-containing protein. Bases 195 to 1955 code for a protein of 586 amino acids. The transcript is spliced from 6 exons. Gene Ontology annotation, molecular function: transporter activity. Lineage: Eukaryota; Fungi; Ascomycota; Sordariomycetes; Xylariales; Hypoxylaceae. Gene Ontology annotation, biological process: transport. The record is from RefSeq and is a predicted model, not a curated record.
GGAUUUCGAGUCAAGAAUGAUCAAAUGACAAUUCAGAAAGCUCCCACUCCUCUUUAGAAUAUUCACAACUUCCACGCGUCGCUUUUCUUAAAUUUACAAGCACCACAGCUUUCCACCAUGUGCCUUUGAAUCUUUCGGCCUUUAUGUAGCCAGGACACGCAUCUUUCCCGGUGUCUGUGUCUCAACCCGACAACAUGGCUGGAGGUACCGGCCAGAAGUUCACCACGGCCACCACCGUUAUCGCCGGUGUCUUCUCUUUAGCAGCAACUUUCGUAUCUAUUGUCUCGAUAUGGCUUCAACUGAAGAACUAUCGAAAGCCACUGUUGCAAAGAUAUGUCGUCCGCAUAUUAUUAAUGGUUCCGAUAUAUUCCAUAAGUUCUUGGGUUAGUAUGGUGUCAUUGUCAGCAUCGGCGUUUCUGGAUCCAAUUAGAGAUAUAUACGAGGCUUUUACUAUCUACACCUUCUUCCAACUCCUUAUCAACUACCUCGAUGGCGAACGAGCCCUCAUAAUUAUGGCACACGGACGUGCCCCCGUACACCAUCUGUGGCCAUUAAACCAUGUCUUAGCCAAAGUCGACAUAUCCGAUCCUCAUACGUUCUUGGCUGUAAAACGAGGAAUACUUCAGUAUGCGUGGCUCAAGCCCAUUCUCGCCCUAGCUGCAGUCGUCAUGAAAGCAACAGGUAUCUACCAGGAGGGGUACAUCGGCGUCUCGUCAGGCUACAUGUGGAGUGGAAUUAUAUACAACAUUAGCGUUACAGUUAGUUUGUACUCGCUCGGUCUAUUUUGGGUCUGCAUGCACAAUGACCUGAUACCCUACCGACCAGUUCCCAAAUUUCUAUGCAUCAAACUCAUCAUCUUCGCCUCAUACUGGCAAGGGUUCUUCCUUUCCAUUCUUGUGUGGCUAGGGGCCAUUCCGGAUGAUGUCCAGGGGUAUACUUCGGACAACCUCGCCGCUGCGAUCCAAGACGCUUUGAUAUGUUGCGAGAUGCCCGCGUUUGCUGUGGCUCAUUGGUAUGCCUUUUCUUGGCAUGAUUAUGCCGACAAUACCGUUUCCUCCGCCAGAUUACCCGUCAAGUAUGCCGCAAGGGAUGCUUUCGGCAUCCUUGAUCUUAUCGAAGACUCCAAACAGACCUUCCGAGGCGAUCAGUAUAGUUAUAGGGUAUUCGACUCUAGUGGAAAAGUUAUUGCACACGAAGACUCGAGUUCUCGAUUCGCAAGGCUGAAGGAUGGGAUGAGAUACAAGCGAGGAGGUGAGGCCAAGUAUUGGAUCCCUAAACCAGGCGAGGUCAGGGGAGAGAUGAGUGCAAAUACGCCACUUCUGAACUCCAAUGGAGGACCUAGUGGUAAUCCAACACCAAAGUAUCAGCAUGGGUCUACCGAUGAGGCCACACUGGAUCCUGAUGAUGAGAGUCUCUACCACAAGGCACGAGAGUUGGAAUUUGGAGACUGGAAUUAUCCUGUUGUUACCGCAAAUGUGCCAACAAGAGAACGCUGGAUCUCCAGGCAACCGGCUGUGUAUCAAUCUAGUACCGGGGCGUGGCAUACAACUCGAACCAGGUCAUCCCAAAGCAUCAGCAACAGGCCAACAGAGUCGACACCCCCAAGUGCUGAAACCGUUAUCAGUAAAAAGAAGAAAGGUAAACAGAAGCAACCCAAGUCUACACCUAAACCUCCCCCAGAGCCUACAGCCGCUGUUGCAGAGGAAAGAGAAUCAGAAGGUCCUCUAGGUGCACCCCUACUCUCAACAGCCGAACCUCAGAUUCUAGAGGAAGAGGCUGAAGAGGAAGAUCCUACAUUUAAGAUAGGAGAAUCAACAUCCGAAGAUGUGACCCCUGGAGGGCAAGAAGAAGAAAGGCAAUGGGGAGGCGACGGAGCAGACCGCAGCACAACAAGUCCAGUUUUCAGCACGGGCGAGGACGAGUCUAGCAAUGUUUGGGGCGGCGACCGCUUGUGAUUUUAUUUUGAGAUUGUGUUUUGAGUCCUUUUGCGCCGUAAUUAUUAGAUACCCUGGAUUUUCGCGUACGGCCGUUUCAUACUGGUAUGUAACUAGAAGGCAAAGUGAAAUAUUGAAAAAGAAAAUUGAAACUGUAGCU